Molecule: messenger RNA, 1678 nt
Organism: Calidris pugnax (ruff)
Lineage: Eukaryota; Metazoa; Chordata; Aves; Charadriiformes; Scolopacidae
Product: nuclear pore glycoprotein p62-like
Biological process (GO): RNA export from nucleus; protein import into nucleus
Cellular component (GO): nuclear pore central transport channel; nuclear pore
Molecular function (GO): phospholipid binding; structural constituent of nuclear pore
Source: RefSeq, a predicted model, not a curated record
AUGUUCUGUGAGAAAGCUGAUUUGGUACUUGACUGGGGGUAUGUCUCCAACAGAUUGCCUUCUUUUCUUUUUAGGGCAAAUGCACCAAAAAUAAACUUUGGUGGCAGCACGGCAACUCAGGCUCCUGGAAUCACAGGGGGCUUUGGGCUGGGGAGCUCUGUACCAACCAGCACGCCCUCAAGCCAAGCGGCAGCUCCUUCUGGCUUCACGUUUGGCUCUACUGCCACCACCGCUCAGUCUGGGACAACCGGAGGGUUUACUUUUUCCAGUGGUACCACAGCACAGGCUGGAACAGCCACCUCCACCCUUGGCACUGCAGCUCCACAGGCAGCACCCACAGGGUUCACCUUUGGAACAGCAGCUGCUGCCACCACCGCGGCCACCUUAGGGGUGACAACGCAGUCAACGGCCCCCUUCAGCCUCGGGGGGCAGCCCACAGGUCUAACGUUUGGGUCAUUGACUUCAACAGCAGCCAUGAGUGCCCCCGCGGCAACGCCGACCACAAGUACCAACCAGAAACCUGCUCUGUCCUUUGGAACCAAAAUUGGAGUAACAUCCACAGCUGCUACAACUGCUGCUACCACCACAACCUCCAUUCUUGGCUCAACGGGGCCUACGUUGUUUGCGUCUAUAGUGAGUUCCUCAGCACCCACAUCAUCUACCACCACGGGCCUCUCACUUGGUGUCCCUUCCACUGGGACGGCCACUCUUGGGACGCCUGGGUUUGGGAUAAAAAUUCCUGGAACAACAGCUGCCACAACAAGCACUGCCACAAGCACUACUGCUGCUUCUGGCUUUGCCUUGAAUCUUAAGCCAUUAACUACAACUGGUGCCAUUGGAGCUGGGACUUCUACAGCUGCCAUAACCACCACAACAACCACCAGUGCACCUCCAGUGAUGACUUAUGCCCAGCUGGAGAGUUUGAUAAACAAGUGGAGUCUGGAACUGGAGGACCAAGAGAAGCAUUUCCUCCAUCAAGCGACACAAGUUAAUGCCUGGGAUCGGAUGCUAAUAGAGAAUGGGGAGAAGAUUACCUCCUUACACAGAGAAGUAGAGAAAGUGAAGCUUGAUCAGAAGAGACUGGAUCAGGAGCUGGACUUCAUCCUGUCACAGCAGAAAGAGCUGGAAGACUUGCUGACCCCUCUGGAGGAGUCUGUGAAGGAACAGAGCGGGACAAUCUACUUGCAGCACGCAGAUGAAGAACGGGAGAGGACCUAUAAACUGGCUGAAAACAUAGAUGCUCAGUUGAAGCGAAUGGCACAAGACCUGAAGGACAUCAUUGAGCACCUGAAUACAUCAGGAGGCCCAGCAGACACGAGUGACCCGCUUCAGCAGAUCUGUAAAAUUUUGAAUGCCCACAUGGAUUCGUUGCAGUGGAUUGACCAGAACUCAGCCGUGUUGCAGAGAAAGGUAGAAGAGGUGACAAAGGUCUGUGAGAGCCGACGCAAGGAGCAAGAGCGCAAUUUUCGGUUUGCAUUUGACUAAAAGACUCAAUGUUUAAAGGAUUAAUGCAACACCUCCUGAGAAAAUAGAGGUUGGUGGGGACCUAGGUACCCAAUCAUAGAAUCAUUGAGGUUGGAAGAGACCCUUGGGAUCAUCGAGUCCAACCAUCUCCCCUACUCUACAAAGUCCUCCCCUACACCAUAUCCCUCAGUACCGCAUCUAAAUGUCCCUUAAA